Messenger RNA from Cricetulus griseus (Chinese hamster), 4428 nucleotides. The record is from RefSeq and is a predicted model, not a curated record. NCBI's taxonomy places the organism in Eukaryota, Metazoa, Chordata, Mammalia, Rodentia, Cricetidae.
AUGGGGAAGCACAGGCUGCCACACCCGAGACUGACCAUGCUGCUGCUGCUGCUGCUGCUGACCCCGCCCACAGACGCCUCCGAAACAAAAAAGCCAAUCUACAUGGUGUUGGUUCCCUCCCUGCUCCACACAGGCACCCCUGAGAAGGGAUGCCUCCUCUUGAGCCAUCUAAAUGAGACAGUAUCUGUGAGUGCUUUCAUGGAGUCGGUCCAGGGAAACGAAAGCCUCUUCAGCGACCUGGUGGUUUCCAAGGACUUAUUCCAGUGUGUCUCCUUCACAGUCGCACAGUCUUUGUCCAAUGAGGUGAUGUUCCUUACUGUCCAAGUAAAAGGACCAACUCAUGAAUUCAGGAAGCGGAGCACGGUGCUGAUUAAGAAUAACGAGAGUCUCAUCUUUGUCCAGACUGACAAACCCAUCUACAAAGCAGGGCAGACAGUGAAAUUUCGUGUUGUCUCAUUGGAUGAAAAUUUUCGCCCCCUUAAUGAAUUGAUUCCUAUACUGUACGUUCAGGACCCCAAAGGAAAUCGCAUUAUACAAUGGCAGAAUUCCAAGUUAGAAGGUGGCCUCAAACAGUUUUCCUUCCCCCUCACCUCAGAGCCCGCUCUGGGCUUCUACAAGGUGGUGAUGCGGACAGAAACAGGCAGGACGGUAGAACACCCCUUCUCUGUGGAGGAAUUUGUGCUUCCCAAGUUUGAAGUGAAAGUGGAGGUGCCGGAGAUAAUCACUAUCCUGGACAAAGAGAUUAAUGUGUCUGUGUGUGGCAUAUACACCUACGGGAAGCCUGUUACGGGACAUGUGACUGUGAACAUUUGUAGAAAGUACAGUCAUCCUUCUACCUGCUUUGGUGAAGAGUCAUUGGCUUUCUGUGAGAAAUUCUGUCACCAGCUAGACAGCCAGGGCUGCUUCUUGAAGCUACUGGAAACCAAGAAUUUCCAACUAAAGAGGCAAGAGUAUGAGAUGCAGCUUGAAGUGAACACCAAGAUCAAAGACGAAGAAACAGGUUUGGAAGCAACUGGAAAAGGGUCCAUUAAAGUCACAAGAACCUUAACCAAUCUGACAUUUGUGAACAUGGAUUCAUAUUUCAGACAAGGGAUCCCAUUUGAUGGACAGGUGCUCUUUAUAGAUGGGAAAGGCAACCCUAUCCCACACGAAACGAUCCUCAUCGAAGCAAAUGAAGCAAACUAUCACAUAAAUGCUACCACUGAUAAGAACGGCCUGGUGCAGUUCUCCAUUGACACCAGAGGCGUUAUGGGUGCCUCCCUCACUAUCAGGGCCAAAUACAAGGAUAACCAUAUCUGUUAUGGAUUCAGAUGGUUGACAGGAGAGAAUGUGGAGGCACGGUACACCGCCAACGCAGUUUUCUCGCCAAGCAAAAGCUUUGUGCGCCUGGAACCCGUGGCUACUAAACUGUCCUGUGACACUACACUGCAGGUCCAGACGCAUUAUAUUCUCAACGGAGAGGCAGUGCAGGAGCUGAAGGAGCUGAUCUUCCAUUACCUGAUAAUGUCAAAGGGAGGCAUUAUCAGAUCGGGGACUCACGAGCUGCCUGUGGUGCAAGGAGAGACGAAAGGCCAUUUCUCCAUUCUCAUCUCCGUGGAUCCAGACCUCGCCCCUGUGGCUCGACUACUCCUUUAUAUCAUUCUGCCUGAUGGCGAAGUAGUUGCAGAUACCGUCAAAUAUGAGAUCGGGGACUGUCUGUUCAACAAGGUGAAUAUGAGCUUCAGUACAAAGAAAGGUCUUCCAGGCACUCGUACCUUCCUUAGUGUUACAGCUUCUCCGCAUUCCCUCUGUGCUCUGCGAGCUGUGGACCAAAGUGUGCCGCUUACGAAGCCCGAGGCUGAGCUCUCUGCAUCCUUGGUUUAUGAUCUGCUCCCAGUGAAAGACCUCACUGGCUUCCCUGAGGGUGCAGAUCUGGAGGAAGAAGACAGCAAAGACUGUAUUAAGAAAAACAGCUUGUACGUUAACGGCAUCUUGUAUUCGCCAGUGUUGCAUACAAAUGAAGCAGACAUGUAUGGCCUCCUAAAGGAUAUGGGGUUGAAGGUAUUCACCAAUUCAGAUAUCCGUAAACCUAAAGUCUGUGGACAGAACAAAGGCGGAAAAAGAGUACCAGCUGCUUACCGAUUCUUAAGCCAAAGCCCCAUGGAGGACUUUCUAGAGGCUUCUCAGUCUCCCAUGGAGACUAUACGGAAAUACUUCCCUGAGACGUGGAUCUGGGACUUGGUGGUCUUGGACUCCACAGGAAGGGGUGAAAAGGAAGUGAUAACACCUGGCGCCAUCACUGAGUGGAAGGCUGGAGCCUUCUGCUUGUCCAAUGACACUGGACUUGGCCUCUCUCCUGUGGUAUCUUUCCGAGCCUUCCAGCCCUUCUUCGUGACGCUCACGAUGCCCUACUCUGUGAUCCGUGGAGAAACCUUCACACUCAAGGCCACUGUGCUGAAUUUCCUCCGAAAGUGCAUCCGGGUUGCUGUGCACCUGGAGGCUUCUCCAAAUUACCUAACUGCCCCGAUGGAGAGGAGACAAAGGUCUCACUGCAUCUGUAUGAAGCAGCGUCAAACUGUGUCCUGGAUAGUAACCCCUAAGACAUUAGGAUAUGUGAGUUUCAUUGUGAGUACAGAGGCACUCAACUCUCAGGAGCUCUGUGGGAAUGAAGUCCCAAAGGUCCCUGAAACUGGAAAGAAAGACACAAUCAUCAAGUCCCUGUUGGUGGAAGCUGAAGGUCUAGAGAAUGAAGUGACAAUCAACAGUCUGCACUGUCCAAUGGAUACAAAAAUACUUGAACAGAACAAAUUGGUACUGAAGCAGCCAGAUGUAAUCUUAAAUUUCAUUAUUUCCCACCUCUCCCAUUCUCUAGGAGACAUAUUGGGUUCUGCCAUGCAAAACACACAGAAUCUCCUUAACAUGCCCUAUGGCUGUGGAGAACAGAAUAUGGUCCUGUUUGCUCCUAUCGUCUACAUCCUGGAUUAUCUGAACAAAACCCGGCAGCUGACCCAGGAGAUCAAGAACAAGGCCGUUGACUACCUCAGUAUGGGGUACCAAAGACAGUUAAACUACAAGUACCAGGAUGGUUCCUACAGCACCUUCGGGGAUAAACCUGGAGGGAAUACUGCUAAUACUUGGCUCACAGCCUUUGUACUGAAGAGUUUUGCUCAGGCUCGAAAAUAUAUCUUCAUCCAAGAAGCACACAUCACCCAAGCCCUCCUCUGGCUCACCCACCAGCAGAAGGACAAUGGCUGUUUCAGGAGCUCCGGGUCCCUGCUCAAUAAUGUGAUAAAGGGAGGAGUAGACGAUGAGGUCACCGUGUCUGCCUAUAUCACCAUUGCUUUCCUGGAGAUGUCUCUCCCUGUCACUCAUAAUGUUAUCCGCAAUGCCCUCUUUUGCCUGGACACAGCCUGGAAGUCAAGAAAGGAAGGAGCCCACGACAACCAUGUCUACACUAAGGCGCUGUUGGCCUAUGCAUUUGCCCUUGCUGGGGACCAUGCCAUGAGGAAAGAGAUCCUGAAAUCACUAGAUGGGGAAUCUGUAAAAGAAGACACUUCCAUCCACUGGACAAAAUGUCAGAAACCCACAGUGCCAGUGAGUGUUUGGCACCAACCCCAGGCUUCCUCUGUUGAGAUAGAGAUGACUGCCUACGUGCUCCUUGCCUAUCUCACCAACCAGCCUGCUCCAACCAAAGAGGAUCUGACUGCUGCGAUGCUCAUUGUCAAGUGGCUCAUAAAGCAGCAGAAUUCCCUUGGUGGCUUCUCCUCCACUCAGGACACCGCGGUGGCUCUCCAUGCUUUGUCCAAAUAUGCGUCAGUUACUUUCGUAAGAACUAAGAAAGCUGCAGAUGUGACCAUCUAUUCUUUGGAUUCGUUUUCUGCAAAAUUCCAAGUGAACAAUGACAACAAAUUAUUACUGCAAAAUGUCAAGUUGCCAGCUGUGCCCGGGGAUUACACUGCAAUCGUGUCAGGAAAAGGAUGUGUGUACCUCCAGACGUCCUUGAAAUACAAUGUCAUCCCAGAAGAGAUGGCAUUCCCAUUUGCUUUAGUGGUACAGACUCUGCCUCAGAAUUGUAAUGAUCGAAAAGCUCACACCAGCUUUCAGAUCUCACUUAACAUCAGUUACACAGGGAGCCGCCCAGCAUCCAACAUGGUGAUUGUUGAUGUGAAGAUGGUGUCUGGUUUCAUCCCCUUGAAGCUAACAUUGAAGACGUUUGAAAGCUCUAUGUAUGUGAGCCGGACAGACAUCAACAAUAACCAUGUCUUCAUUUACUUGGAGAAGGUGUCAAAUCAGACCAUAAACUUGACCUUCACAGUUAAGCAAGACAUUCCAGUAAGAGAACUGAAGCCAGCCAUAGUGAAAGUUUAUGAUUACUACGAGAAAGAUGAGUUUGCACUCGCUGAGUACAGUGCUCCUUGCAGUGAAGGUAAACAGUUCACCCUCCUUUAA